GUGUUCUUAAGGGAUGUUUUUCUAACCUAGGUCCAAUUAUAUCACAUGCAACGCCGUAUUACGCUGCCGUCUGCAAAGCGUAUUGUGAAUAGCCAUGCCAUGUCAUGUCCAGGGGGGCCCAGCAGUAAUGAGUGGCGCAGGGCGCGCAGGGAGCGCGGCGCCCGCCGGAGGCCUGUGCCGCGGCCUCUCGCUCCCACAGCGCCCCCAGCGCAUGCUCGGAUUGAUUGCUUCUGGCGCCGCCGUCUACAACGUCCACACCAUCGAGAGCACCUUCGGGCACCUCAUCGAAGGCUAUUCACCAUUAUUGAAGUUCUUGAGCGUGAAGCUCUUGGUCUUCUUUGCGUUCUGGCAGCUCAAGGUCCUCCUGGUCCUCAAGACCGUGGGGAUAUUGCGGCUGCCUGAGCUGCAGAUCAAGAUGCUCCACGCGGCGCUGCUCGUGUUUGAGUGCUUCGGCUCCGCCGUGCUGCACGUCAAGGCUUGGAACGCCACAGAGGUGUGGUACAAGGCCGACAGCGACACGGAGCACGUGAAGGCCACCGAGGAGGGUGCCCACGAUGAGAAGGUCACCAACGAUGAGCGAAGACCGUUGCUUCACAAGCGCAGCAGAUAGCGGCUGCUGGAGCUUGUCAGGCGUAGGCGCUUUCAGCGCAUCUGCGCGCAGAUGAGAACGGAUGAUGCUGCUUCGGUCGAAACAUCCUUGCCCCGC
Messenger RNA from Prorocentrum cordatum, 706 nucleotides. The record is from the annotation of a GenBank genome assembly. Lineage: Eukaryota; Dinophyceae; Prorocentrales; Prorocentraceae.